UCUACACACACCGUACGCCACAUGAAUGACAGACAGUAGCAAAGAUGGCGUUGAAGGAGCUAUCAUCGCUGGAGAAAUUUCUGGGACUAAAAAAGCAUAACAAGUACAGUACACAGGGAGACAACAAGGUACCAGUGUUGCAGAGCAAUAAUGGGCCUAUGGUAGGAUUACUGACGGUCUGCAGCCACCUGGUGAAUGAGGCCAAGCGCCCCGAGUUGCUGGGCACGUCCACAGAACACAGGGCCAUGGUGCAUCAGUGGCUGGAGUACAGAGUUACCAAAGUGGACGGCUGUACCAGGGAAGAAGCCAAGACCGUUCUUAAGGACCUCAACCUUUACCUGCAAGACAAGGUCUACCUGGCAGGCAACUGCUUCACCCUGGCCGACGCCCUCAUGUAUUACGGACUUCACCCACUGGUUGUGGACCUGGCCGUCCACGAGAAGGAGCAUUACGUCAACGUGACCCGGUGGUUCGACCACCUCCAGCACUACCCCCGCCUCCGCCACCACCUGUGCCCCGUGGUGGUGCUCAGAAACAGAGUGUACAUCAGCGGACACCACUGAGACGUUAGAUCCACCACCACCACCACCACCACCUGGUCUCCGAGCUCCCUGACGCCCUCACCGGGGUAGGGAUGAACUCGGACCAUCUUCUGGGAAAAUGUGUUCACCUCCACCACCCCAACCCCGGGGAAAAGACUUGCUGCUUUUCACAAAUGCCAGGAAGGCUUUCGUGUCUGCUUGUUCCUAUAUUGUCUUCAUGUUUGUGUUAACUAUUUCCCAGCUCUGACCUGUAAUCGUGACUUGAAUACUGAGGUACAUGUGGUGGGUGAGGGGGCUUUCGUUUUUCAGUAAGUUAUCCAGACAAUAUCAACACCUUCAGGGUCUGCUAAAUGUUUUUUUCUUUAUGUGGAUCCAACAAGGGAAAAUAUAUCGACAAUGAACUUCAAAGUAGCAUGCAAAGUACAUUUCAUUGUCUAUCUUGCUGCUUUGUCUUUGUGACUCAGACAAUAAUCCUGUUCACCUGAACAGCUUUUUGUCAACAACUACCCAAACUACCAGUAAACGACAUAUAAAUACCC
This is a messenger RNA of Gadus morhua (Atlantic cod), 1081 nucleotides long. RefSeq names its product eukaryotic translation elongation factor 1 epsilon 1 (gene eef1e1). NCBI's taxonomy places the organism in Eukaryota, Metazoa, Chordata, Actinopteri, Gadiformes, Gadidae. Gene Ontology annotation, biological process: positive regulation of DNA damage response, signal transduction by p53 class mediator. The transcript is spliced from 4 exons. The record is from RefSeq and is a predicted model, not a curated record. The coding region runs from base 45 to 563 and encodes 172 amino acids. Gene Ontology annotation, cellular component: nucleus; cytoplasm; aminoacyl-tRNA synthetase multienzyme complex.